GUACAUUAAAAUGAACGUUCAAGGUCGGUCGUUUGGUGUUUACAUAAUAUUGUAAACAGUCGUUGAUUGUAAAUAUGCGACGGAAACAUAGUAAUUGGACGUAUUUUCAUAGUUCGCGUAAUUGAAAAUAUUCACCUGGCAAUUAUAAUUCUUGGUUUAAUUCUUUAACUAGUUCCAUAUGAGAUAUUUGUGACGAUUCGAGAUGAGUUUCUCAAGUGACGAAGUAAAUUUUCUCGUGUACCGAUACCUGCAGGAAUCCGGGUUCCAGCACUCUGCGUACACGUUCGGCAUAGAGUCGCACAUCUCGCAGUCAAACAUCAAUGGAGCACUGGUACCCCCGGCAGCCCUGCUCAGCAUCAUCCAGAAGGGCCUGCAGUACACAGAGGCAGAGAUCACCAUCGGUGAGGACGGCACGGAGCAACGCACGGUGGAGAGCCUGUCGCUGAUCGAUGCGGUGAUGCCGGACAUCGUGGCCACGCGUCAGAACCAGCUCAACCAGCAGAAGCAGCAGGUGGCCAAGGACGAGCCCGAGGCUAACGGCGAGGAAGCCGCCCCGUCCAACCUGCCUCCAGAGACGAUGGAGAUAGACACGAGCAUUGAGAUUCCCCCCAACAAGGCGACGGUGCUGCGCGGCCAUGAGUCGGAGGUGUUUAUCUGCGCGUGGAACCCCGCCACGGACCUUCUGGCCUCCGGGUCCGGAGACAGCACGGCGCGCAUCUGGGACAUGAGCGACAACUCUGCGUCGCCCAACCAGCUGGUGCUGCGGCACUGCAUCCAGAAGGGCGGCACCGAGGUUCCCAGCAACAAGGACGUCACCUCGCUCGACUGGAACUGCGACGGCUCCUUGCUGGCGACCGGCUCGUACGACGGCUACGCCCGCAUCUGGACGACGGACGGUCGCCUGGCCAGCACCCUGGGCCAGCACAAGGGCCCCAUCUUCGCCCUCAAGUGGAACAAACGCGGAAACUUCAUUCUUAGUGCCGGUGUGGACAAGACUACUAUCAUCUGGGACGCAGCAUCGGGCCAGUGCACACAGCAGUUCUCGUUCCACUCGGCGCCGGCGCUCGAUGUGGACUGGCAGACCAACUCGAGCUUCGCUUCGUGCAGCACGGACCAGUGCAUCCACGUGUGCAAGCUGAACAUGGACAAGCCCAUCAAGUCCUUCCAGGGCCACACGAAUGAGGUGAACGCCAUCAAGUGGGACCCCCAAGGCAACCUGCUAGCCUCGUGUUCGGACGACAUGACCUUGAAGAUCUGGUCCAUGAAGCAGGACACGUGUGUGCACGACCUCCAGGCGCACAGCAAGGAGAUCUACACAAUAAAGUGGAGCCCGACCGGCCAGGGCACCUCCAACCCCAACAUGAACCUCAUACUAGCCAGCGCCUCGUUCGACUCGACGGUGCGGCUGUGGGACGUGGAGCGGGGGGCGUGCAUUCACACCCUCACCAAGCACACAGAGCCCGUCUACAGUGUCGCCUUCUCGCCAGACGGCAAGUUCCUGGCCUCUGGCAGCUUCGACAAGUGCGUGCACAUCUGGUCCACACAGAGUGGUCAACUGGUGCACAGCUACAAGGGCACAGGUGGCAUCUUUGAGGUGUGCUGGAACUCCCGUGGGGACAAGGUCGGCGCAAGUGCAUCCGAUGGCAGCGUGUUUGUGUUGGAUCUGCGCAAGCUCUAAGGGCAUCCAGGAAAUAUGCUGGCUUCGCACAUUUGGUUCGCGCUGAGACGAGCGACUAUUUGCAACUCAAACUACUUUGCAUGUUGUAUAAUGGUUGCCAGAUGUUGUCGGCUGAAAGACUUUAUAUUUUUGUAUGAGAAUUCGGUGAGUUUAUGGGAAUUCAUACCAUGAAAGCAUAAGUUCAACAGAUGAUUUGGACUGUGUGUGAACUUCUAAAGAGGCACAUACUUCUGGGACUAGUGUGAAAGCUGCAUAGUCAGAAGUUCCAUUAGCAGUAAUGGUUUCCAGUUCAAUUCAGUUACAAAAAACUCGCUGCCAUUGUAAAUAAAACUUUGUCUUAUAUAUUGAGCUUGUAAUGUUACGUCAUGAAGGAAGGUAGAUAUUAAAAUCUGUGAUUUUUUAGCAAUAUGAUUUUUUUUACACACAUUUAAUUAAUAUGAGGGCCACCUGGCCGGGCUUAUGAGAUAUAAAAGCGUGGAGGCGCUAAAGAUGACACUGGCUCACAUGUCUUUACAUGCUGGACAUCGAACUGGCAUGUAAUAUUUGUGUGGUUAAUAAACCUCUGUGGAAUUUUAAGCAGUAAUUAGGAGUGUGUGAAUAUUCGUAAAUACGACUACAUGUGAACAGCAAUAAAUCAACUUUGCAUUUGAAGGUAGAAUUUGCCAAAAAAAAAAAUGUUAUUAACUUUAAAUUUUUUGUGCCUAAUACAUCAAUAUAUUUAUAUUAACAUGUACAACAAUGUAUUUAUAAUAGGUAUGUUUAAUCCUAUAAAUUAAAAUGUACUGUCUUAAUUAAAUCAACACGUCCUGAUAGCUCGAAGGUAGAAUAUAAAUAUGACACCAUCUCCAAUGAAUCAGAAUGUUAGCAAGAAUGCCAACAUCUAACAAAUUUUUUAUGAAUUUUUCCUAUCAUUUGUAAAAUGUUAAAGUUGAUAUUCCAAAAUCCAUUUGUUUUGACUAUGACAGUUAAUCAAGGAGUUUUGUCUGUCACUGCUGUUUGAAGUUAAAAUAAAAUUAUAAUUCCCCA
Molecule: messenger RNA, 2704 nt
Organism: Bacillus rossius redtenbacheri
Lineage: Eukaryota; Metazoa; Arthropoda; Insecta; Phasmatodea; Bacillidae
Gene: ebi
Product: F-box-like/WD repeat-containing protein TBL1XR1
Exons: 11
Coding region: 203-1678 (491 amino acids)
Biological process (GO): regulation of transcription by RNA polymerase II
Cellular component (GO): histone deacetylase complex
Molecular function (GO): protein binding; transcription corepressor activity
Source: RefSeq, a predicted model, not a curated record